Messenger RNA from Drosophila melanogaster (fruit fly), 2356 nucleotides. It is a transcript of the gene Traf-like, whose product is annotated as TNF-receptor-associated factor-like. NCBI's taxonomy places the organism in Eukaryota, Metazoa, Arthropoda, Insecta, Diptera, Drosophilidae. The record is from RefSeq and is marked reviewed. The transcript is spliced from 4 exons. Gene Ontology annotation, cellular component: cytoplasm. The coding region runs from base 516 to 1874 and encodes 452 amino acids.
CCAUAUAGUCGCUGGAAGAUCUGGUGACGGUUACGAUUUUAGUGGAUUCUCGGUGGCUGUGUUUUCCUGGUCGUAGUUCGCCAAGUUAGUGGUCAAUACGAUUCGUUGGUUGCUCUCGCAUUUCGAAAUAGUGGUAAUCGCACCAAAUGGCAGUGCUAUCAGUUCGAGGUUGUCGUAUAGAUUCCCAUGGACGCCCUAAUGCUAACACAUGUGCAAAGCUAUAUCUAAACCAUGUCUGUGUGCGCCGCGUAUGACUAUGCCCAAGGAAAUUCUUAAUCAUUUUUGGCUGAGUUUAGUGUGCAUAGGGCGGUGCUCGCAGCGCCAGAGAAUUUGCUGAUCCAAAGUUUCAAUCGAAUUUGCUUUCCUUUAAUCAAUAUAAUGUCACUGACCAAGUCGUCGUCGAGAAAGGAUCUAACCGAGCAGAAUCAGUAUCAGAAUCAGAAUGAGAAUCAGAAUCAGCCCAAAUCGACGACCAUAGUCAAGUAUGAGAAGUCGUCGUGCCUCUUCUGCAACGAAUGGUUCGAUGCCCAGACAUUCACGGUUAUAAUCGUCCAACUUUUCAGUUCACCUUUGAUUACUAUUACAUUACUCCUCUUUGGAUGCGACUGCAGGAACACCUGAUCCACUGCGGCCAGGUGCUGGAGGAGUGUCCCAACGGCUGUCAGGCCUUCAUUCCACGCAUCCGUAUGCGAUCCCAUCUGAAGGAGUGUCCACGCAACCAGCACAAUCUGAGCAAUCAGCAACGCAUGAGUGUCAGCAUGGAUCGCCUGGAUAGGCAGUCGGAUCAGCGUCUCCUGGUCAUUGAACAGGACGUGGGCACCAUUCGGUCCGUUCUCAACGAGGAGAUACGACAGCGUUUGCAUCUCAUUACCGAUGUGGGCAACAUACGGAAGCAGAACCAGGUCGUCGAGGACUGGACCCGCGAAACCGAGAAGGCAAUGGACGAUCUGCGUCGCCAGAUGGAGGAGGAAACCAAUCGGAAGGCAUUCGCCAUCGAACAGAACCAGCUGGAUGUCCAGUACUGCUGUGAUAUCACACAGUCCUUGAAAGAGCAAGUGGAGUCCAGGCUGGAUGAGGCCCAAAAGCUGGUCAAUCAGCUCUCGGCGGACGUGACCUAUCACCAGAAUCAGCUAAACGACAAUAUCCUAAAGCUGGAGGAGCUGAUCUUUGAGAACGAGCGGCUCAACAGGGAGAAGUUCUUUCAGAUCGAGGAGUUUCUGCAGCAGAUCAAUGAGGACAUCAAAACAAAGCUGGGCAACAGUGACUAUGUGACGUCAAAGCAGGCCACAUUGGACUAUGAGGUGAAGAAUGUGAAGAACAUUGUGUGCGAAACGGAGGAACGUUGCGAUAAAUUGGAUCGAGCACUUCACCAGACCAUGCAGAAUAUAUCGGAUUUGGAGACCCAAAUGGCCAUGCAGCAGCGGAUUGCCAGUGUCCAGAAUAUAAGGGGACACUUGAUUUGGCGCAUCAAGGAUUACUCGAAAAAACUGGAAGAGUCCAAGCAGUACGACACCAUCCUCCAUAGCGCCAUGUUCUCCAAUAAAGCCUUUGGCUAUGCUCUACGGCUGGAUAUAUACUUGAAUGGCAAGGGCACCUGGAAGGGCAGGAACAUGAUCGCCUGCUUGAACGUUCUAUCCGGAGAGUACGAUCCCCUUCUGGCCUGGCCAUGCCGCCUUCAGGCCGAGAUCAUCAUCCGGGAUCAGUGCACGAAUGUGGCAGAUGCCGAGGAUUAUGUGAAGACCAUCUUUGUGCGCAAGAAGAGCGAUGAUUUUAUCCAAAGCAACCAGUACUUCCAUAUACCACACAAGGUAAUCACCAGUCGCAACUAUCUUCGCAACGAUUCCAUGUUCAUCGAGGUUCGAGUUCUAAAAUAAAACCCAUGCAGCAUCGCUAUCCCACCCACCAGGAGCGAUAAGAAAAAAAAAAUCCAAUUGCGGAUUGUCACAUACAUAAAACAUAAUUUAUUCCAUUGAGAGCGAACUGGAAGUUAAAAACCCGCUUACAAACACGAGUAUGUGUACAUAUAUAGUGUAUAAGUGCAUACGAAUCGAUUCAUCGUUUCAAUAUGCGUAUAUUGUAGUUUUAAAUGUCAUUGCAGUUUUAAAUGCUUUUUUUCAAAUUAGGCAAUAGUCACAUUGAGGCACUGUCGAGACGAAGUCGGUAGUUAGAAAGCAUAGCUUUUAUUGCAACAUUUCCCUGGUCACUUUGUCAAGAUAUAAGCAACUCUUUCAUUUUUUGGUUUUUCAUUUCGAGCAAAUUAACAAGCGAUUUUUGAGAGGAACUUCCAUAUUAUUUGUCUUUACGAACGCAUUUAAAUACAAAGGUCUUUUAAUAAAAUACAACUUCAACACUUGUC